AUGGCCACCACAACGAUAACACUGGCAGAGAGGCAAACGAAGCCCACGAGCUCGAGCCUCGCUCCGGAGCCUGAACGAUUUUUGAGGUGCUGUUCAGACAUCUCAAGCUUUCUCGUGCAAGAAUUUGAAGCUUCCCAAGACUCAACGAAGCCCAAGAAAGACUUGAAUCUCAACAGCCUUCGCAGCAAGUUCUCGAAGAAGCACCGUCUGAGCAAUAUACCCCCUCUGACGGCCAUCAUCGCGGCAAUUCCAGAGCACUACAAAAAAUAUAUCUUACCGAAGCUUAUUGCGAAGCCAAUUCGAUCUGCGUCAGGCAUCGCCGUGGUUGCUGUAAUGUGUAAGCCUCACCGUUGUCCUCACAUAGCCUACACUGGCAAUAUCUGCGUCUAUUGUCCUGGCGGACCAGACAGUGAUUUCGAAUACUCGACACAAUCAUACACUGGCUAUGAGCCAACCUCCAUGCGAGCUAUUCGAGCUCGAUACGAUCCUUUCGAGCAGGCAAGAGGACGUGUGGAUCAAAUUAAAUCCCUGGGACACAGCGUGGAUAAGGUUGAAUACAUCAUAAUGGGUGGGACUUUUAUGUCAUUGCCUGAAAGCUAUCGAGACGGGUUCAUCUCCCAGCUACACAACGCACUGAGUGGAUACCAAGGAAAUAACGUGGAUGAAGCUGUGCAAGCAGGUGAGAUGAGCAAUAUCAAAUGUGUUGGAAUCACCAUCGAAACCCGACCGGAUUACUGCUUGCAACCCCAUCUUUCCGCCAUGUUACGUUAUGGUUGUACUCGACUGGAGAUAGGAGUCCAAUCUCUGUACGAAGACGUUGCUAGAGAUACGAACAGAGGCCACACAGUCGCAUCCGUAGCGGAGACAUUUUGUCUAUCAAAAGAUGCAGGAUUCAAAGUCGUCAGCCAUAUGAUGCCAGACUUACCAAACGUUGGAAUGGAAAGAGAUUUGGAUCAAUUCAGAGAAUACUUUGAAAACCCAGCAUUUCGAACCGAUGGACUGAAGAUUUAUCCAACCCUUGUCAUCCGAGGCACGGGGCUGUACGAGCUGUGGCGAACUGGACGGUAUAAGAACUACACCCCAAACGCACUCAUUGACAUCGUCGCUCGGAUAUUGGCCUUAGUCCCCCCUUGGACUCGUAUCUAUCGGGUGCAGCGAGACAUUCCAAUGCCAUUAGUGACUUCUGGCGUUGAAAAUGGAAACUUGCGAGAGCUGGCACUGAGCAGGAUGAAAGAUUUCGGAACUACCUGCCGAGAUGUUCGCACUCGAGAAGUUGGAAUCAACGAGGUAAAGAACAAAAUCCGACCUUCUCAGGUCGAGUUGGUCCGUCGAGAUUAUACUGCCAACGGUGGAUGGGAAACGUUCUUAGCCUACGAAGACCCAAAACAAGAUAUUCUCAUCGGUCUUCUUCGACUACGGAAAUGUUCUGCCAAGUACACCUUCCGACCCGAGUUGGUUGGCCAACCCACCAGUCUCGUGCGGGAGCUGCACGUCUAUGGUUCUGCUGUGCCGGUCCAUGCUCGUGAUCCGAGAAAAUUCCAGCAUCAAGGCUACGGUACUUUACUGAUGGAAGAAGCUGAGAGGAUUGCCCGCGAUGAGCACCGAAGUACUAAGAUUAGUGUCAUCUCUGGUGUUGGUACAAGAGAUUAUUACAAAAGACUGGGAUAUUGGCUUGAUGGGCCAUAUAUGAGCAGGCAUUUGAAGCCGAGAGACGAUGACGAGAGCGACGAUGACUUCUGA
Hyaloscypha bicolor E is the source of this 1740-nucleotide messenger RNA. RefSeq names its product histone acetyltransferase ELP3. The record is from RefSeq and is a predicted model, not a curated record. NCBI's taxonomy places the organism in Eukaryota, Fungi, Ascomycota, Leotiomycetes, Helotiales, Hyaloscyphaceae. The transcript is spliced from 5 exons. Gene Ontology annotation, cellular component: cytoplasm; elongator holoenzyme complex; nucleus. Gene Ontology annotation, biological process: tRNA wobble base 5-methoxycarbonylmethyl-2-thiouridinylation. Bases 1 to 1740 code for a protein of 579 amino acids. Gene Ontology annotation, molecular function: iron-sulfur cluster binding; acyltransferase activity, transferring groups other than amino-acyl groups.